This is a messenger RNA of Oryzias melastigma (Indian medaka), 798 nucleotides long. RefSeq names its product potassium voltage-gated channel subfamily E member 2. The coding region runs from base 91 to 489 and encodes 132 amino acids. NCBI's taxonomy places the organism in Eukaryota, Metazoa, Chordata, Actinopteri, Beloniformes, Adrianichthyidae. Gene Ontology annotation, cellular component: membrane. The transcript has a single exon. Gene Ontology annotation, molecular function: voltage-gated potassium channel activity involved in ventricular cardiac muscle cell action potential repolarization; potassium channel regulator activity; delayed rectifier potassium channel activity. The record is from RefSeq and is a predicted model, not a curated record. Gene Ontology annotation, biological process: regulation of ventricular cardiac muscle cell membrane repolarization; regulation of heart rate by cardiac conduction; ventricular cardiac muscle cell action potential.
CACUCUAAAAAGUGGUUUCUGUCAGCAGAUCUUCCAGCUUCCUGACGUUUUUCUGACUGAAGCUGGCUUUAGUCGCUGCCAGGGCUCGCCAUGUCCCCCAUCAACAGCACAGAUCUGCAGGCGCUCCUGCUCUCCUUCCUGCACCACUGCUUCAACAGCACCAGCCUCCACGCUCACAACUACACCACCCAGCAUGCCGUGCAGGCCGGAGGCGGAGCCCGGGCCCAGUCUCAGGGCGUCGUGUACGUGUUCCUGGUGGUGGGCAUGUUCAGCUUCUGCACCUUCGGCAUCAUGCUCAGCUACAUCCGCUCCAAGAAGCUGGAGAGCUCCCAGGACCCGUACCACCAGUACAUCGCACACGACUGGAGCGCCGUGGCGGCGCCCAGCCGGGUCGUGGCUGAGGCCCUGCACAGGGAGGCGAGCAGGGAGGGGGCCGUCGUCUUCUGCAACCCUGCAGCAGCUACAGGGGCGGAGCACGGCCUGGAGUGACCUGGAAACGUUGAAACGAUGCGUCUGUGAGGGCGGCUUCACUCAUCCAGCCCCUGAAACUUCACGCUUUCAGAAGCUGAACUUUCUCUGAAACGAGUCAAAGAAGCUUCAGCUCUGAAACAGACAGCCGACGCCUCUGAAGGCGAGGGAUUCUGAAGACGACUUGUCUGAAUUCCUUCUUCUAAAAGUGACGUUUUAUAAAGAAUAUGUCGAACUAAAUAAAUUCAAAUCGAUUUUGUGUGGCCCACAUGAGCUACCCCUCUUUGACCCUUCUGACCCCACCCCCACUGACUGAGCGGCUGCUACAUC